This is a messenger RNA of Bipolaris victoriae FI3, 798 nucleotides long. RefSeq lists its product as hypothetical. The record is from RefSeq and is a predicted model, not a curated record. The transcript has a single exon. NCBI's taxonomy places the organism in Eukaryota, Fungi, Ascomycota, Dothideomycetes, Pleosporales, Pleosporaceae. The coding region runs from base 1 to 798 and encodes 265 amino acids.
AUGACCACAGCUCAUCUUCAAGAGCUUGACAGGACGGGAUUGGAACUUGGAGCGAGCCCUUUUGCGCGCGAGAAUGCGAAAAAUCUGGCGACUGGAUAUGGCGACCUUAUCGUGGUUCUUCUGGAGCCUACCGACAAAGCCGAAACACAUUGCUAUGAUGCAAUGAAGGCUUCUUCACCGGCGCUUCAACUUGUAGACGAAACAUUGACAAUGGCCUUCGCAGGUCAGCGCAAUGUCGAAAACACCAUUAUACUAGACCGAAGGCCCUUUCGCAGCGCUGAGAUUCAGGGUUGUGAGGACGAAAGGACAACAGAACGAAACAAUCAGAAAGCCUAUCAGGGGUUUGAAGCGGCAAUCGCAAUUUUACGUCCUAAAGUCAUUGUCGUGUGUCAAUGCCGAGAUACAGUACCCGAUGGGCAGCUUUCGGAUCAGUGGUCAUCUUCAGUCAGCAAAAGUGGAGACUACGACAUCGUACAAAUGGGCAAUGAGCAUAAAUGCUUCCGUGUUUAUUCAUCUCAUCCAAUGCAUUUUCAGCGCAUUGGUGAUGAAAAAGGACCCUUAAAGCGAGUACUUUUAGAAUACUUGUACGAUGCGACGUUUGUCAUCGCGGCAAAUCUCUUAGCUGGCCGUGAGAUUUCUGGAUUCGGUUUAUCAAAUCUCAGAAACUGUGCCCGACAGGGACCAAUCGGUAAAUUCUCUGAAGUCGGCGUUAUAUUGACUUACCAAUGGACAGACGAAGAGAGUAGUUGUUCAGACGAGCUAUGGGCAUUGAUGAAAGAUGUGGGUAUGCUUCAGUAA